AUGAAGAUUUUGGUCUUGGUUUUAGCUUGUCUAUAUCUCUCAGAAGGUGUGGAAAGAAUCAUUCUGAGGAAAGGCAAGUCUAUCCGCCAGGCGAUGGAGGAGCAGGGUGUACUGGAGCAGUUCCUAAGGAACCACCCAAAGGCUGACCCAGCUGCCAAGUAUCAUUUCAAUAAUGUUGCUGUUGCUUAUGAGCCCAUCACCAACUAUCUGGAUUCUUUCUACUUUGGGGAGAUCAGCAUUGGGACACCACCUCAAAAUUUCCUCGUCCUCUUUGACACGGGCUCCUCCAUCCUGUGGGUGCCCUCCACCUACUGCCAGAGCCAGGCCUGCUCCAGUCACAACAGGUUCAACCCCAGCCUGUCCUCCACCUUCAAAAUCAAUGGGCAAACCUAUACACUGUACUAUGGGAGUGGCAGCCUGAGCGUGGUCCUGGGAUAUGACACCGUGACUGUUCAGAACAUCAUUGUCAAUAACCAGGAGUUCGGCCUGAGUAAGAAUGAGCCCAGCAGCCCCUUCUACUAUUCACACUUUGAUGGGAUCCUGGGAAUGGCCUACCCAGCCAUAGCGGUGGGGAAUGCCCCAACAGUCAUGCAGGGGAUGCUGCAGCAGGGCCAGCUCACUCAGCCCAUCUUCAGCUUCUACUUCUCUCGCCAACCAACCCAUCAGUACGGUGGAGAGCUCAUCCUGGGAGGUGUGGACACCCAACUUUAUUCUGGUCAGAUUGUCUGGACCCCUGUCACACAGGAAUCGUACUGGCAGAUUGCCAUCCAGAAAGUUUUUGUUGGCGACCAGGCCACCGGCUUGUGCUCCCAGGGCUGCCAGGCCAUCGUGGAUACCGGCACCUUCCUGUUGGCUGUUCCCCAGCAGUACAUAGUCUCCUUCCUGCAGGAAACAGGAGCCCAGCAGGCUCAGAAUGGUGAUUUUGUGGUCAACUGCAACUGCGUGCAGAGCAUGCCCACCAUCACCUUCAUCAUCAGCGGGGCCCAGUUCCCUCUGUCUCCCUCCGCCUAUGUCUUCGAAAACAAUGGUUACUGCAGGCUCGGGAUUGAGGCCACCUACCUGCCCUCCCCCAGUGGGCAGCCCCUGUGGAUUCUGGGAGAUGUCUUCCUCAAGGAAUAUUACUCUGUCUAUGACAUGGCCAACAACAGGGUGGGCUUUGCCCUCUCUGCCUAG
Messenger RNA from Propithecus coquereli (Coquerel's sifaka), 1173 nucleotides. It is a transcript of the gene PGB, whose product is annotated as gastricsin-like. Gene Ontology annotation, biological process: proteolysis. The transcript is spliced from 9 exons. Gene Ontology annotation, molecular function: aspartic-type endopeptidase activity. The record is from RefSeq and is a predicted model, not a curated record. Lineage: Eukaryota; Metazoa; Chordata; Mammalia; Primates; Indriidae. The coding region runs from base 1 to 1173 and encodes 390 amino acids.